Molecule: messenger RNA, 1281 nt
Organism: Penicillium pulvis
Lineage: Eukaryota; Fungi; Ascomycota; Eurotiomycetes; Eurotiales; Aspergillaceae
Product: putative MFS monocarboxylate transporter
Exons: 5
Coding region: 1-1281 (426 amino acids)
Biological process (GO): transmembrane transport
Cellular component (GO): fungal-type vacuole membrane
Molecular function (GO): transmembrane transporter activity
Source: RefSeq, a predicted model, not a curated record
AUGUCUUCGGAUUCUGAGAACGAAUAUACAACUCGAGCAUGGCUCGUAAUCUUCGGCGCAUUUACAUGUCUUUUUUGCACUGUUGGAUUUUUGAACUCGUUCGGUGUAUUUGAAGACUACUAUGCGACAGCUCAACUAGCCCAUGAAUCGCAAUCAACGAUUGGAUGGCUGGGAGCCAUGGCCAUUUUCUUCCUCUUCUCGAUUUCCACCAUCGCCGGUGCGAUGCUCGACAUUUUCGGACCCAAGCUCAUGAUAUGGACAGGAUCGGUCGGCACGGUUUUCGCCAUCAUGAUGACCUCGCUCUGCAAGGAGUUCUACCAGUUUCUGCUCGCACAAGGCAUUCUCCUGGGUAUUUCCAUGGCCUUGGCUACAUGGCCAGCACUUGCGCUAGUCGGACAGUAUAUCAAGAAGAAGCGUGCUGCUGCGAUGGGGAUCGUUCUUGCCGGGUCCUCGCUUGGUGGAAUUAUCUGGCCCGUGGCGAUCGAUCAGUUGCUCAAACGGCCAGAUAUCGGGUUUCCUUGGACAAUGCGUAUCGUUGGUUUCAUUAUGAUUCCAUUGUUUGCCUUUUCAUGCGUUGUCUGCAAAUCACCGCCAAAGGCCCAUAUUCCCAUGGAUGUUGAUCCGGAGAACGACAUCACAGGCAACGAUACGAGUGGUGAAUCUGCCCCAGAAAAGAAAGUUGAUCAUAAGCAAGAGGCAAUUACACUUUUCCGACAGCCAUCCAUGCAGCUCUUAUGUCUCGCCAUGUUCAUCACAUACUUUGGCAUGUUCGCUCCUUUCUUCUAUACGACAUCAUAUGCAGUUGCGAAGGGGUUCUCGACAACGCUAGCAUUCUACACCGUGUCCAUCGUCAACGGAGCCUCCUUUUUCGGUCGCAUUAUUCCGGGUAUACUGGCUGAUAGAUUUGGGCGAUUCAACUGCUGCAUUGUCUCUACCUUGUCGGCAGGGAUAAUUGCGUUCUGUUGGACUAGUGUGGACUCCGUACCUGGCCUGGUGAUUUGGUGUGCUGCUUACGGCUUCGCAUCAGGGGGCAUUCUUUCUCUUCAGCAGGCUUGUGCUGCCCAGGUAGCUACACCUUCUACAUUUGGUCUCGCCAUCGGUGGUGUCGCUGGGUCUACUGCCUUUUCUGCGAUGGCCAAUGUUCCGAUCAGUGGUGCUCUGGUCGAAAGGUACGGCUAUCUUUCACUGUCUAUAUUUUCAGGCGUGGCAUUGCUCCUAGGCGGCAUGCUGCUUAUCAUUGCUCGCUUGGUGCAAAACAAAAAGCUCUCCGCAAUCAUCUAG